Messenger RNA from Mucor mucedo, 1592 nucleotides. Its product is annotated as ornithine carbamoyltransferase. Gene Ontology annotation, molecular function: ornithine carbamoyltransferase activity; amino acid binding. Gene Ontology annotation, cellular component: mitochondrion. The transcript has 4 exons. Lineage: Eukaryota; Fungi; Mucoromycota; Mucoromycetes; Mucorales; Mucoraceae. The record is from RefSeq and is a predicted model, not a curated record. Gene Ontology annotation, biological process: L-citrulline biosynthetic process. The coding region runs from base 156 to 1190 and encodes 344 amino acids.
AAAAAGUUCGAGAAAUUGAGAAGAUAACAGCCGAUCGGAUUGUUUAUUAUUUACUCCGCGUUAAAAAAAAAAGACCCUAUAUAUUAGACUUUCAUCAUUGGGAUUACCUUUUUUUUUUUUUCCUUAACACACUUUUAUAUUUUGACUACAACAAUAUGUCUGCCAUCACAAUUAAUACCACUAAGCCCAACCAUUUUAUCACCACCGCUGAUUACUCUGCCGAACAGCUUCUUGAUUUAGUUGAUCGUGCUAUCAAGUUCAAGGUCGAAUCAAAGUACAACUACCCCGAGGCUAGAACCGAACGUCCUUUAGUCGGUAAGACUGUUGGUCUUAUUUUCUCAAAGAGAUCCACCCGUACUCGUGUUGCUACCGAGACCGCUGUUGGAUAUUUAGGUGGUAAUGCUAUGUUCUUGGGUGGUCAAGACAUUCAACUUGGUGUCAACGAGUCCUUAUACGAUACCACUCAUGUUGUCAGCUCCAUGGUUGAUGCCAUUAUGGCUCGUGUUGGUGGUCAUGAUGAAAUUGAGACCCUCGCUAAAGAAUCCGCAGUUCCCAUCAUUAACGCCUUGUCUGAAAAGUACCAUCCUACUCAAAUCUUGGCUGAUUUGAUGACUCUUCAUGAAUACUAUCAUGCUAAGCAAAACAAUGUCCCCGCUGGCGUUUACUCUGCACAUACUCAACAUCCCCGUGAAACUUUGAAGGGGUUGAAGGUCGCAUGGGUUGGUGAUGCUAACAACAUUCUCCAAGAAAUUCUUGUUGCUUUCCCCAAGUGUGGUAUCAGUGUUUCUGCUGCCUGUCCCGCUGGUUAUGUCUGUGAUCAAGAUGUCAUUGAUAUCGCUCAAGCCGACGCCAAAAAGACUGGUGCCACUGUCGUUUUCACAACUAGUCCCGAAGAGGCUGUCAAGGAUUGUGAUGUUAUUGUCACUGAUACCUGGGUCAGCAUGGGUCAAGAAGAGGAAAAGAAGAAGCGUAUCGCAGAAUUUGCCGGUUUCCAAGUUACCAGUGAUUUGGCCAAGCGUGGUAACGCCAAGAGCGACUGGAUCUUCAUGCAUUGUCUUCCUCGUAAGCCUGAGGAGGUGGAUGACGAAGUCUUCUACUCUGAACGUUCUUUAGUGUUCCCUGAAGCUGAAAACAGAAAGUGGACCAUCCUUGCUAUCAUUGAUGCCUUAUUAGUUAGAGGUGGUAUCUAGAUAUCUCAUUUGUACAAAAUUCAUUUCUAAAUAAUCUAUCGAUUAUUUGAAAACAUGUUAAAUAUUUUUCCUUAUAAAUAAAUUUUUUUAAUUCCUUUUUUUUUCCCCCAAUAACUAUAAAUUAUUUAUACUGCAUCGUGUUAUUGUUGAUUUCUCCAAACAUCUAUGUGUCCAGCAUAAUUGUCAUAGAAUGAAGCAGAAUUCCAUGUAUUUUUGCGAUUGUAAUGUAGAUUACGAUUUCUGUAAUCGGAUUAUCUGAUCAUACGUAUAGAUUUGAUACAGAAAAAAAAAAAAAAAUAAACAAAUCUGAAGGAGAGAAUAAUCAUAGUUCGCUAUGCCAGAUGGCGGCACGUUACACUGACUAUACUAAAAAUUACGCACUGAUGGGCCAUGUGAUAUCAC